CUGUCCGGGCAGGGUUGUGUGCCGACAGUGUCCGGAGUCGCUGUGGGCGGAACGCAGGACACCAGUCACCUCCAAGACGCGGGGUCUAUGGCACUGUUGGCGUAAUAUUGCUGUCUGCUCUCAAUACCCAUGCGAAUUAACCAAUCAGGAAACUUUUGCUCCCUAUAAUUACGUUUUGCCUUGCGUGAGCGCGAAGAGCUCUACUCUGCCCGUGAGUUACUGGAUGCGCCGGAGAGAUGUGGAGGUUUACAAACAUCAUAGCUUGCGCAGUCCUCGUGCUGUCCAAAGAUGUCAUCGCUCAAAACAAGAUCUUCGGGGAGACGGAGCCCGUGCGGAUGACGUCGGAGGGGUCGGACUGCCGCUGUAAGUGCAUCAUGCGGCCGCUGAGCCGCGACGCCUGCGCCCGGCUGCGCAGCGGAAGCGUGCGGGUGGAGGACUUCUACACGGUGGAGACGGUGAGCUCCGGCUCCGACUGCAGGUGCUCCUGCACCGCCCCGCCCUCCUCCCUCAACCCCUGCGAGAACGAGUGGAAGAUGGAGAAGCUGAAGAAGCAGGCCCCGGAGCUGCUGAAGCUCCAAUCUAUGGUGGACCUUCUGGAAGGGACGCUCUACAGCAUGGACCUCAUGAAGGUCCACUCCUACAUCAACAAGGUGGUCUCCCAGAUGAACAACCUGGAGGAGACCAUCAAGAUCAAUCUGACCCGAGAGAAUGACUUUGUGAGGGACAGUGUGGUCACCCUGACCAAUCAGCUGAAGCGCUAUGAGAACUACUCUGACAUCAUGAUGGGCAUAAAGAAGGAGAUCUCCAGCCUGGGCCUGCAGCUACUGCAGAAAGACGCCCCCGAGAAUAAAGCCCAGGAAACCGCUGAAGGGAAAGCCAAAGAUGCCACCAAGUACCCUGCCAAAAAGGCGGCAGGGUCCAAACCGCCCCCCAAGCCCCCCAAAGAGAAGGUGGCGAAGCCGAAGAAGGAGGCUCCGAAAGCAGCAAAGCCAGCAAAGCCAGACCCAACGGCCAAAGCCAAGGCGGCAGGACAUCAGCCUGGAGUAAUCAGGGGAAUCACCUACUACAAGGCAGCCAAAGUGGAGGACACAGAGCACAGCGCUGGCAGCAGAGAGAAUACGGCCAAAGCCCAAACAGCCCACGACAUCAGAGAGACUCAGUCUGAGGACACCAGUUCUGAGGUCGUCUUGGAAACCACGGAAGCCCCCACCACUCCAUCGACAACGACUACCACAACCCCAGCAACAACCACCACCAGCACCACAAUGUCCACCACCUCCUCUACCACCACCACCGCAGCCAGUCAUGAGAGACCAGCACCAACUAUAGUGUUAGUGCUGGAUAACUCCAACAACAGUAGCCGGGCCAUUCCUAACAAAUCAGUGAAAGACGUGGACUGCGAGGGGACCAUCGCCUCGGUGGAGCUCCCAGAAAAACAGCACAGCUACGGGCGCAAUGAGGGUGCCUGGAUGAAGGACCCCGUCGCCAAGGACUCCAAAAUCUACGUCACCAACUAUUACUAUGGCAACAACCUGGUGGAGUUCCGGAACCUGGAGAAUUUCAAGCAAGGACGGUGGAGCAACCUGUACAAGCUUCCGUACAACUGGAUAGGAACGGGUCACGUGGUAUACAACGGAGCCUUCUACUACAACCGCGCGUUCACCAAGAACAUCAUCAAGUACGACCUGAAGAUGCGCUACGUGGCGGCCUGGACCCUGCUGCACGACGUGGUCUAUGAGGACACCACGCCCUGGAAGUGGAGGGGCCACUCGGACAUCGACUUCGCCGUGGACGAGACGGGGCUCUGGGUCAUCUACCCGGCCGCCGACUAUGACUACUCCCAGCAGGAGGUGAUCGUCAUCAGCAAGCUGGACCCGGGCGACCUGUCGGUGAAGAAGGAGACCACCUGGAAGACGGGGCUGAAGCGCAACUCCUACGGCAACUGCUUCAUCGUCUGCGGCGUGCUCUACGCCAUCGACGUCUACAACCAGAAGGAGGGCGAGGUAUCCUAUGCCUACGACACCCACACCAACACGGAGGCUGCCCCUCGCCUGCCCUUCACCAACGAGUACGCCUUCACCACGCAGAUUGACUACAACCCCAAAGAGAAGGUGCUCUACGCCUGGGACAACGGGCACCAGCUCACCUAUAACAUCAACUUUGUAGGGCAGUGAGCCGGGACCGCAGUACCAAGCAGGGUCUUCAUGACCUGCACUGUCAGUUCCAUCCUAUCACCAAGCACUUUUUUUAUUUUUCCUAAUUGAUCUCCAGUUUUUUUUAAAAAGGCUUGUUGAUGCUACAUAUGUGUGGGGGGGUUUGUAACAUUUCAUUUUUUACACAGUACUGAAGAUCAAUAGCAAUGACUGCAACGUUUGUGAAAUGUUUGAAACAAACGCGUAAGAGUAUAACAGUGACACUUGUAAAAGACAUCAAUUCUGUGCACCUCCAUAAAAAUCAUGCUUUUUCUUUCAGAAACUUUUCUUAUAUUUCAGUUGUGGGGCCAGUUCAGUCAAACUACAUUGCUCGGCCAUAGCCAUAAUUUUUCAAGAAGAGCUCAUUUUUUAUAAAGAGAAACCUUAAAUUGUUCAAGAUUAGUGUAGCUUUGGCAAGACAUUUUUGGUUAGACUGCAUUUACCCCUGACCUCUAACAAAGGGACUGGAUGGAUAUUUUCAUGCAAAACUUGUCCAUAGUACUGUAAGUGGACAUAACUUUUCUCUCAGCUGUUUUUGUUAUUCUUUUUUGAAGUUUACAGCCAAAUUAUUAAUGAACUAUACUGUAAUGCCAAUAUGUUUUUUUUUCUGAGACAAAACAACCACCAAAAGAAGCAACCAAAUUAAUUCUUUAAUCAGAGGACUCUCAGAUCAGGUUAAUUGUUCUUUUAUACCUCCAUGUUAUACAUAUACUUGUAUUUUUGUG
This is a messenger RNA of Megalops cyprinoides (Indo-Pacific tarpon), 2917 nucleotides long. RefSeq names its product olfactomedin-like protein 2A. NCBI's taxonomy places the organism in Eukaryota, Metazoa, Chordata, Actinopteri, Elopiformes, Megalopidae. The transcript is spliced from 8 exons. The coding region runs from base 237 to 2174 and encodes 645 amino acids. The record is from RefSeq and is a predicted model, not a curated record. Gene Ontology annotation, biological process: signal transduction.